AUGACAACAAAAAAACCUAUCACUUUCGUUACUGGAAACAACAAUAAGCUAAAAGAAGCUCAAGCUAUAUUAGGAGAUAGUAGUAACAUUGUUAGUGCUAAGAUUGAUUUACCUGAAUUACAGGGCGAUGCCAGAGAUAUCGUAAGAGAAAAAUGCCUUUGCGCUGCACGUAAGGUGAAUGGCCCCGUAAUCGUGGAAGACACAUCCUUAUGUUUCAACGCUCUCAACGGCCUCCCUGGUCCGUACAUUAAGUGGUUUCUCGAUAAAAUUGGCCUAUCUGGACUUAUGCAAAUGCUAAGUGGAUUUAGUGACCAUUCUGCAUAUGCGAUGUGUAUUUAUGCGUUCACUCUAUCUGCAGAUGACGAACCAGUGUUAUUUGAGGGUCGCACUAAUGGCAUUAUUGUUCCAGCUAGACCCCAAAGCAAUAAUAAAUCGUUUGGAUGGGAUCCCAUAUUUCAGCCAUGUGAUGAAGAUCAACCAAAAGGAAUCCAGACACCGCUUACUUAUGCAGAAAUGGACAAAGCCGUAAAAAAUACAAUUUCGCAUAGAUUUCGUUCUUUGAACAAACUGAAGGCAUAUCUAAGUGAAAAUGGCAUAUUGGCAUAGCUGUGAAUUAAUUUUCAACGUUCGAACAUUUUAAUUCUGUGCUAUUGACAUGGUGUUUUUCAAAAACCCAGCAAUAGUUUUCAGAAUACUUCCUGUAAAAUGCAUCAAUACUAGAGCUCAAAUAAAUAUGUGACUCUACUAAUACGGAAUAAAUGAUGACAAUUUUGUAACAGGCUUA
This is a messenger RNA of Schistocerca gregaria, 784 nucleotides long. RefSeq names its product inosine triphosphate pyrophosphatase-like. Gene Ontology annotation, biological process: nucleoside triphosphate catabolic process. Gene Ontology annotation, cellular component: cytoplasm. Bases 1 to 606 code for a protein of 201 amino acids. NCBI's taxonomy places the organism in Eukaryota, Metazoa, Arthropoda, Insecta, Orthoptera, Acrididae. The transcript is spliced from 4 exons. Gene Ontology annotation, molecular function: nucleoside triphosphate diphosphatase activity. The record is from RefSeq and is a predicted model, not a curated record.